Messenger RNA from Symbiodinium sp. CCMP2456, 702 nucleotides. The record is from the annotation of a GenBank genome assembly. NCBI's taxonomy places the organism in Eukaryota, Dinophyceae, Suessiales, Symbiodiniaceae.
GCCAGAGAUGCUUAUCGUACCGUAUUCAAGCAUAAGCUGGGACUGAACGUUCGCAUCACGAAGAGUGAAUGUGGGGGCAACGGACAGCUGGUUGAAUGGAUUCGGCCAUCAGACUUCUUAAAGUUUAUGGACGGGAAUUCCAAGCUUCAGUUGGUUCUUGGGGCCCCUACUUUAGCAGAAGCUGCACCAGGCCUGGAACUGUUCUGGAAGCGAUACGAAGGUAUCAAUCCAUCACAUGAAGUGUUUGAGAGAGCCAGGCAAGGACGAUUGAUCCUGAACCAAACCGUUCCUUUCUACUUCCAUGCUGACGAAGGCCGAACUCUGAAGAAAAAACCGGUGUUUAUCAUCCAAUGGCAGCCGUGCUGCGGCAAAGGAGUCGGAAAGAAGAACAGUGAUGACCUGAUCAAGGCUCGGCUUGAGGAGCUACGCUUACAGCCGAAUUUCAAGGGGCAUACCUUCGUGACGAGGUUUUUGGCUGGCUUGCUGAUGGGUUCGAGCUACGCUGACGAGCCUGCAGUUCUGAGUGAUCUUAUUGAAUGCAUCUGCUUGGAUAUGAAAGACCUCGGCGACAAUGGUAUUCAGCUCUCUGAGGGGCACAUGUGGUUGUGCCCGAUUGGCAACAAAGGUGACUGGAGCUAUCUAGUCCAGGUGGCAAACUUGACACGAUCAUACCGCAGUGCCCCAAAGCGUGCCUCCUCGAAG